Dichomitus squalens LYAD-421 SS1 is the source of this 1092-nucleotide messenger RNA. RefSeq lists its product as uncharacterized. Lineage: Eukaryota; Fungi; Basidiomycota; Agaricomycetes; Polyporales; Polyporaceae. The record is from RefSeq and is a predicted model, not a curated record. The transcript has 2 exons. Bases 1 to 1092 code for a protein of 363 amino acids.
AUGCCCCAACUCGCCUCCACCUACCGCGCUGCCCCCGAAGACGUCUCCACCCCCCAGUGGUUCCUCGACCACGACUUCCACCUCUCUUUCCUCCACCUACCCGGCAACGAAGUCGCCGGAUACGGUGAGCCCUCCCCACGCCAAUACGUUGGGUGGCUCCUUCUGCAACCCAACCCGGAAUUGCGCAACGUCUUGGAAUGGCGAUUCCGGGACGUUCCGCCCGCCCGUCAUGCCUGGGCCAUCUAUGGCGAGUCGGUCGUCACCCUCACCCACCUCCGGACCCUCGACUGGGACGUCGGCGAGCUCACCGACCCAACUGGCCAACGACGGGCCUACGACACUGUCUCCCAGCUGCGGGCCACAACAAUCGCCAUGUCCGACCACGCUUUAGAUAUCAUUUGCGCCCCCCAUCAUCUCUUUUUCAUUGCUGACCUCAUCAACCACAUAGAGCAGGUUGACCGUGAACACGAGUGGACCUGGCUGGAGCGCAUCCUCGCCACCAACGACAGCCACACCGCCUCACCUAUCCCCCCCACCCCGCCUCUGCCCACCCCGGAAUGGGGAAACCCGGCCGACGUCUCCGGAUGGGGCGACACCAACGUCGACUGGAGCAACACUAACUGGGGGGACGUCCCCAUGGAUGAGGCUGACAUGGAGUGGUCCCCCCCUGUACAACCUCUGCACCGCUCCCCUCCCCCCGCGACUCCCCCUCCCCAACACCGUAGCACCUCCGCCCAAUGCUCGCUCGCCUAUGCUCCGGCACACCCCCUCCAACCCGUACACGCCCCUCUCCCUGCUCUCCCAGCCCCACCCCCCGCUCCCCAAGCCCCAUCGACGAGAAUGAACCCCCCUUUGCCAUAUGGAGGCGACCUCACUGACACCACCGACCCCAACACCCUGUCCGCGCCCCCUGACCCUCCAACUCCGCCGCUCCGCCAACACACCCCUCGCACCCCCCCGUACCCCGCCCCCGCCCCGGGCCCCACCACAGUCCACUAUCAGAUGCCCCUCCUGGGCCACCCAGCAUACGGGGGGGCCCUGUCACAGCCAACGAGCUGUGCCACCAAAACAAACAAGGGCAAAGCUUACUGA